Messenger RNA from Beta vulgaris subsp. vulgaris (sugar beet), 2254 nucleotides. RefSeq names its product 9-cis-epoxycarotenoid dioxygenase NCED2, chloroplastic. Gene Ontology annotation, biological process: carotene catabolic process. Bases 118 to 1911 code for a protein of 597 amino acids. The transcript has a single exon. NCBI's taxonomy places the organism in Eukaryota, Viridiplantae, Streptophyta, Magnoliopsida, Caryophyllales, Amaranthaceae. The record is from RefSeq and is a predicted model, not a curated record. Gene Ontology annotation, molecular function: carotenoid dioxygenase activity. Gene Ontology annotation, cellular component: chloroplast stroma.
UCUCCACCUCUAUAUCCCAAACAAAACCCAGAAUUCAAUUUCCAUUCUCUCUCUCUACCAUUUUCUCUCUCAUUUUCUCUCUCCAAUUCUUUCAGAAAUAGGAAAAAUUGAAGGAAAAUGGCAGCAACUAGUAGUAGCAUUUGGGCGGUAACAAAACCGAAAAUAUCAUCAAGUGAUAAUACCCUGAAUUGGCCCAAUAAAACCCAGCAAAUAAAAUCCUCUUUACAAUUACCGUUACUUGACUCUCCUAAAAAAACAACACUACCAAAGAAAACGAGCGUUGUACCAAAAGAAGUUAGAAAGCCUAUUUUAACACAACCCAAAGAUAACGGUAAAAGAAGCUUAAAAUCCCAACCAUUCCAAUGGAAUCCUAUCCAAAAAGCUGUUGCUGGUGCUCUAGACAUGGUGGAGAAGGCUAUAAAUUCACAUGAAACCGAACACCCACUACCAAAAACAGCCGACCCUCGAGUUCAAAUUGCGGGUAAUUUCGCCCCUGUACCCGAAAAAGGUGUUCAACGUAACCUCCCAGUUACCGGGGCUAUCCCCGAAUGUAUACGAGGUGUCUACGUUAGAAAUGGAGCUAACCCUCUUUACGAGCCUAUUGCUGGUCAUCAUUUUUUUGAUGGUGAUGGUAUGAUCCAUGCUGUUCAAUUCAAUAAUGAUGGAUCAGCUAGUUACUCUUGCAGGUUCACUGAAACCAAUAGAUUUGUCCAGGAGAAAAAAUUGGGUAGACCUAUUUUUCCCAAGGCAAUUGGGGAGUUACAUGGUCACUCUGGUAUAGCUCGCCUUCUUUUGUUCUACUCUCGUGCAUUGUUUGGCCUUUUGGAUCAAACUAAUGGAAUCGGCGUUGCGAAUGCGGGAGUUGUAUUCUUUAACAAUAGACUUCUUGCUAUGUCUGAAGAUGAUCUUCCUUAUCAAGUUCGUGUCACUCCUUCUGGUGACUUAAAGACUGUAGGUCGAUACAACUUUAAUGGUGAGCUUAAGUCUACUAUGAUAGCUCAUCCUAAGGUAGAUCCUGUUUCUGGGGAGAUGUUUGCCUUGAGUUAUGAUGUGGUUAAAAGGCCUUAUUUGAAGUAUUUCUGGUUUGGUUCUGAUGGUGCUAAAUCUCCUGACGUUGAGAUUAAUUUGGAGGCGCCUACUAUGAUGCAUGAUUUCGCAAUUACUGAAAAUUAUGUCAUCAUUCCGGAUUCUCAAGUGGUUUUUAAACUGCAAGAGAUGAUUGGAGGUGGUUCGCCUGUUGUUUAUGACAAGGAGAAGAAAUCAAGGUUUGGUAUUUUACCAAAAUACGCCACUACUUGUGAUGAAAUUCAGUGGAUUGAAGUUCCAGAAUGCUUCUGCUUUCACCUAUGGAACGCAUGGGAGGAGCCUGAAACUGAUGAAAUAGUUGUUAUUGGAUCCUGCAUGACUCCUGCAGAUUCAAUAUUCAAUGAAUGUGAUGAGAAUCUGACAAGUGAUCUAUCUGAGAUCAGACUGAACAGAAAAACAGGAAUUUCUACCCGCAGAGAAAUCCUGUCUAGUUCAGACAAAAUGAAUCUUGAAGCUGGAAUGGUUAACAGGAACAAACUGGGGAGGAAAACUCAGUAUGCAUACUUAGCCAUUGCUGAGCCUUGGCCUAAGGUAUCCGGUUUUGCUAAGGUAGACCUCUUCUCAGGAGAGGUUAAAAAGUUCGAGUAUGGUGAUGGAACAUACGGAGGCGAACCCCUGUUUCUUCCCAGGGAUGCAAAUUCCGAGAGAGAAGAUGAUGGGUAUAUACUCGCAUUCGUGCACGAUGAGAUCAAUUGGGAAUCAGAGCUUAAGAUUGUUAAUGCAAUGACUUUAGAGUUGGUUGCAACUGUGAAGCUGCCUUCAAGAGUUCCAUAUGGUUUCCAUGGUACUUUCAUCAAUGCUAAAGAUUUAAUGGCACAAGCAUAGAAAAUGCUGCAGUCAUACACAGCAGUAAAUUAUAGGUGAAAAUAUUUACCAGUUGUAGUAAUUUACCGUUAGUGAGGAUGUCUACCAGAGGGAUAGUUGCAGAUAUGUCCCCGGAGAAUAUGCCUCCUUUGCUAAGAGCUAUAAUUCCUUUUUUUUAUAAGGAAUUUUAAGCUCGUCUUUUCUUUUCUUUUCUUUUCUUUUUUUUCCAAAAGAGAAAGGUUUUUUUAGGAACCAGCUUGUAGCUUUUUGGAUAUAUAGUGAUGAAGCUCAGCUGGUUUCUGUGGAUUCUUUCUCUCCUGUCAUCCUGUGCAUGAAGUAUAUACUAAAAUAUAUAUUUUUUUUU